Messenger RNA from Salvia splendens (bonfire salvia), 3235 nucleotides. RefSeq names its product putative receptor-like protein kinase At3g47110. Gene Ontology annotation, molecular function: protein binding. The transcript is spliced from 3 exons. Lineage: Eukaryota; Viridiplantae; Streptophyta; Magnoliopsida; Lamiales; Lamiaceae. Bases 1 to 1101 code for a protein of 366 amino acids. The record is from RefSeq and is a predicted model, not a curated record.
AUGGACUACAUUCAGAGGAUGUUAAGGCAAUAUUUCUCCUAUAAUGUUGAAUCACCACCUUCUUGUUCUUGCUCUAGUCCUUUCCUCCCUCUCGCGCCGAGCUUCUCGAGCAACGAGACCGAUCACGAGCCCCUCCUCGCGUUCGAGGCCGCGACGAAAGACCCCUCAAACUCCCUCAGCUCAUGGAACUCAUCCCUCACCUUCUGUAGAUGGCGCGGCGUCGCGUGCAGCACCACACGCCAAAGAGUCACCGGGCUAAACCUCGUCAACCUCACCCUCUCCGGCUCGAUCACUCCCCACCUCGGAAACCUCACUUUCCUGAGGCUCUUGAACCUCAACAACAACUCCUACGCCGGCAAGCUCGGCCGCCUCAGGAGAAUCCAACACAUCUCCCUCAGCAACAACUUGAUCCAGGGAGAGCUCCCUCCUACUCUCGCAAACUGCACCAACCUCCUCUCACUCGUCGUCUCCUACAACAGAUUACGCGGCGCUUUGCCAUUGGAGCUCGGCUCCCUCUCCAAACUCGAGCUGUUCUCCAUCAUCAGGAACGCCUUGAGUGGCGCCAUCCCGGACACUUUAGGCAACCUGUCGUCUCUCACAGGACUAUACUGUGGCUUGAACGACCUUUCAGGCAGCCUCCCCGCUUCAUUAGGCCGCCUCGCGAGGCUGGAGCUUCUUGCGUUUGGUGAGAAUGUGAUCACAGGGGUCAUCCCACCUUCUGUUUUCAACCUCUCCAAAAUCACGGUUUUCGAUCUUGCAGCCAACCAAAUCAGAGGCUCUCUGCCCUCUGACUUGGCCUCUGUUUUCCCCAGUCUUGAUUUCUUCAGCGUGGGGAUAAACAUGUUGGAAGGCUCGAUUCCUCCCUCGUUGUCAAACGCCACGAGCCUGAGAUAUAUACAUGUGGGAUACAAUCAGUUGACAGGGGAAGUGCCUAGUUUCAUGAAGCUGAAUAAGCUCACUGUGUUGGCCCUUUCCGGUAAAAUGUUGGGAAGAGGAGGAAAGGAUUUGAGCUUCGUCGCGUCGUUGAAGAAUGCUACAAACUUGGUUAGUUUAGGCCUGGAUGGCAACGGUUUUGGUGGGGAACUGCAUCCUGCAUUUUAGAACCUUUCCACUACCAUUUCGAGGCUGUUUUUGAGACAAAAUCAGAUUUCGGGCACUGUCCCAAACGACGUGGGAAAUAUGUCGAACUGCAGGAUCUUCGGGUCAACAUGAACAGGUUCUUAGGUGUGAUCCCUUCUAGCAUUGGUAAACUUCGAAACCUGCAGUUCUUGGACUUGUCUAGCAACGGAUUCUCAAGCAGAAUCCCUUCCACUCUGGGGAAUUUGAGUCUUCUCAUUUAUAUGUAUCUUUCCUACAACAAUUUUGGAGGUCUCAUACCAUCCAGCAUUGGAAAUUGCCAGAAGCUGUUGGAACUGAACCUAACUCGAAACAGUUUGAUCGGUUCUUUACCUAAAGAAGUUGUAACCAUCCCUUCGUUGAGAAGCAUUGAUCUUUCUCAAAACCAACUGAAUAGCACUCUUCCUGCAGAGAUUGGAAGCCUCAAGAAUCUCGAGUACUUGAAUAUUUCAAAUAAUCGUUCGUAGGCAACAUGCCUAGUAGUAUCGGUGGCUGUGUGAGGUUGGAGUUCCUCGACUUACAAGGGAACUCCUUUGAAGGAAACAUCCCUUCAAGUCUCAGCGCGUUGAGGGGGCUUCAAGUUUUAGACCUUUCGCGCAACAGAUUCGAUGGUCUUGUUCCUGAGUACUUGGCAGAGUUCAGCUUGUUAGCCUUGAACUUGUCGUUCAACGACCUUGAAGGCGUGUUGCCUGAAGGUGGCGUGUUCAAGAAUGCAAGCGCGGUUUCAGUAGCAGGGAAUCCUAAUCUCUGUGGAGGUGUGCCUGAGCUGAGACUGUCAAAAUGCAGCCUUAAACGUCACAAGAGAUGAGUUUGAAGAUAGUGAUCCCUACUACAAUAGUAGUAGUACUAACUGUCAUUUUCGGUGGUGCUCUCGUCUUUUGUUGUCUGAAGAGAUGGAAGCCCCCGCCUCCGUCUAAUCCAUUUGACAAGUCUCUGAUGCAAGUCUCCUACCAGACGCUUUCACAAGCCACGAACGGAUUUUCUGAAGAGAGCUUGCUCGGUGUUGGCAGCUACGGAUCAGUGUACAGAGGAACUCUCGGAGAAGAUAGGAAGCCUGUUGCAGUGAAAGUGUUGAACCUUUCACAGCGUGGAGCGGUGAAAAGCUUUGUAGCCGAAUGUGAGGCGUUGAGAAACGUCAGGCAUCGGAAUCUUGUGAAAGUGAUCACAGCUAGUUCAGGCUUCGAUCUGCAGGGGAAUGACUUCAAAGCCUUGGUUUAUGAGUUCAUGCCUAAUGGCAGCCUCGAUGACUGGCUGCACGAAGAUAAGAGAUGAGGACAAACCAGGAGACUAGGCCUAGUUGAGAGGCUCAGCAUUGCCAUAGAUGUUGCUAGUGCAGUUGAUUAUCUGCACCAGCAAUGUGCAACGCCUAUUAUUCAUUGUGAUAUCAAGCCUAGCAACGUCCUUCUAGACAACGAUUUAGUCGGGUGUGUUGGUGAUUUCGGGCUAGCAAGAUUCCUCGUUAAAGCUAUGGACAGUUCUUCAACACAUCAGCAGAGCUCCAGUCUGAUCAGAGGCACUGUUGGCUACACUGCUCCAGAAUACAGGUUUGGAGGCGAGCCAACAGCGCAUGGUGAUGUAUACAGCUUCGGGAUUGGAGGUGUUCACUGGCAAAAGACCAACAGAUGAAAUGUUCAUAGAUGGGUUUGGGAUUCAUAGCUAUGUCAACAAUUGUUUGGCUGACCGAGUUUUGGAGAUGGUAGACCCUUCACUUUUUUAGCAGAAACGGAAAGUCCGAUGAGAGUCACACGCUUCGUGGAAAAUCAUAAGCUCAGAGAGUGUCUGUUUGAGGUUCUUAACGUUGGAGUAGCUUGCUCGGUCGACUCGGCCAAGGAAAGGGUGAGCAUUUCUGAUGCUGUUGUUAAGUUGCAGAGUAUCAGAGAUUGUGUUGUUAGAGAGAUUGGAAAUAGGGAAUGAUGCAGUGUUUAGGAUUAGCAUCUUAAAUAGGUCCAAACGGAAAGAGUUAGAUGAUGGUAAGAUCAAAAUUUAGAAUCUAAAUUUAACUUGUUAUUAGGCUAAGGGCAUCCGCCGACGAGACAGCUGCGCAGUGCGCUGUGGGAUCACGGGCAUCACCAGAGGCUCUCCUCUCGGCCACCAAUCGCCUUUCAACAAUUCAUGCAGA